Mixia osmundae IAM 14324 is the source of this 1314-nucleotide messenger RNA. RefSeq lists its product as uncharacterized. Bases 1 to 1314 code for a protein of 437 amino acids. NCBI's taxonomy places the organism in Eukaryota, Fungi, Basidiomycota, Mixiomycetes, Mixiales, Mixiaceae. Gene Ontology annotation, biological process: peroxisome organization. Gene Ontology annotation, cellular component: peroxisomal membrane. The record is from RefSeq and is a predicted model, not a curated record. The transcript is spliced from 5 exons.
AUGCCAGGGACGUACGCGGAGAAGUCAUCGGGCUCCAAGGAGGCGGUGAUGUCACGUUCGGCCAGCCCGAGCUCCGUACAGCGGGCAGUCUCGAGCCUACCACGAAGCUAUUCGAGCUUCCUCUUGCACAAUGCCUCUCGGAUCAGCAGCAUCGAGUCCAGCCUGCGCUCACUCAGCUGGUUCCUCCCGGGCAGGUUUCAGGACUCGGAGAUGGCCAGCGAAGCUCUCUAUGCUUUCCUCAACGUCUUGGGGAGCUAUCACGACUCGAUCCUCGUCAGAGCUGCAGACGCUCUGCCGGAAGCGAGCAAGCUCAAACGACAAGCGGCAGGCCUGACGAGCAAGAUCAGCAGUCAUGCUCGCUAUACACGCUGGUGGUGUGACAACAGCGCCCUCUAUCGGACCGUCGCGCGCUGUCUCAGCAUCGUCGGCUUCCUCGAGCUGCUCACAGAGAUGGCGGCGAGGAAGCGGCUGGGUAGCGAAGCACGCUGGGAUGUCGUGCUCGGUCUAGAGAGCUUCAAAGCCAUGCUUAGGAUACUGCUGCUCCGGCUGACCAAGCGCUCACUGCUCACACCGCCCGUGCCAGAACGAGAGAUCGACCCUGCACUCAUGCUAGACACACACCAGACAUCGCUAGAAGGCCAGCCACCUCACGCACGCUUGAUCAAUCACAGCGACGCGCCCCUCGCCCAUGGCAAUGGCCACGCCAAUGGGCACGCGAAUGGCCAUGCAGACCCGACCUAUUGGAAGGGCUCACGCACUGGUUAUGUCCAUCCGACGUUGCUCUCACUGCGCUCCCCGCCAGCCAACGGAUCUGCGCAAACCGAGAAGCCAAAGACCGUCAGCGAUUUCUUGCUCACAAAGGUCUUGACGAUCGAAGAAGCAAUGCCCGCUCAGCAGCUCGUCAAACCCGUUGAUACGGUAGCGGGUAGCUUUGGCGAGCUGUUAUACAUCUUACGGCCUGUCAUCUAUGUCGCAUUGAUGCGCAAGUAUGGCGUGCGCAACAUCAAGCCGUUCGUUACAUCUAUCACUGUCGAGUAUCUUGCUCUCGUCCUCCGCAACAGAGGCUCUGCGAGCAGCCGAGCCAUGGCAAAGAGUGCAGUCAAGAUCAGCGAAGCCGAAAAGACAGAGAUCGCGAGGAGGAACCGGCAAUUCUACUGGUAUCUCAUGCGAGGUCCUCUCUGGGAACAGUGGACCAGGCCCAAAGUAGAAAGUCUCGCGAGAUCGUUCGAAAGCAAGCCUCUACUCGGCUUUAUCGCCUCGAUCUUGCAGACUUACACGCCCCUCAUCGACGAUCUAUACUACUAUUCGAGCUGA